Messenger RNA from Aspergillus tanneri, 1476 nucleotides. Its product is annotated as cytochrome P450. The coding region runs from base 1 to 1476 and encodes 491 amino acids. The record is from RefSeq and is a predicted model, not a curated record. Gene Ontology annotation, molecular function: heme binding; monooxygenase activity; oxidoreductase activity, acting on paired donors, with incorporation or reduction of molecular oxygen. Lineage: Eukaryota; Fungi; Ascomycota; Eurotiomycetes; Eurotiales; Aspergillaceae. Gene Ontology annotation, biological process: sterol metabolic process. The transcript has a single exon.
AUGGAGGAGGCGCACGUGCCACAAUUCUGCCCGGGCAGAGGGCCGACACUGUUAUCCACGUUCUCCCAGAGUCUAUCUUUCCAUGCGUCUCCUCAAUCCUUUUUGCUUGCACCUGAUCUAACUGAUCCAACCCACCCACGGGGGACGACCCCCAAUUUUGUUCGCGCGAAAAUUCUCAACCGUGAUGUCGCUGUCAUAUCAUCCUACCGGCACUGCCAGGAGAUUCUAUAUGCUACGGGAGAAGAAGAAUCAUCCUCACAGCCGCACAGGGACAACCUGGUUAGCGACCGGAUUGGAGGAAAGAUCAACCCAGGUGUAUUCACUGUUGGGCCAGCAUAUCGGGAGCUGAUGGUUGACUUUUUCCCCGCCCCAAAUCUGCUCCUACUUGACUCCCCAAGGCACCAACCCACACGACAGAGGUGGGAUAAACACAUGGCUCUCAUGGCAGCGCAUACUCCGGAGCUAAUUCGUGACUGUGUCAUCAGCCGUGUGACGGCGUGGACAGAUGGCUCAGCAAUUGAUCUCUACGAAGAGAUGAAAGACCUAUCUCGAAAUGUUCUCUGUUCUAUAUUUCUGGGGCUUCGUCCAUCCGAUAAAACGUAUAAGGACAUUGUAUUCCAACAGGAAAACCUGCUGCGAGGCCAGUUUUCCCUUUUCCCGGUGUCUAUCCGUACACCAUUUUGGUGCUCCUCCCGGUCAAAGGGUAUAGACGCGCGGAAUAAAUUGCAGGCGAUGCUCAAAGAAGAGAUGGCAUCACCUCGUCCAGGGUGUCCCUUCGCCCACCGCAGCAGUGAUAUUAAUAACGAAGAGCUGGCCGCGAAUGCACUUCUAUUUACCAGCUCAAUUGCGGUGAAGGCAUUAGCCUCCUUGUUGACAGCAUUUCUCCUUAAUCUAUUCCUAUUCCCGUGUCAGCCAUCGUUGGCGGCCCAGGUUCGAAAACAAAGCCCGGGCCAAUUCCCGCGGACUCUCCUUCGGAGUAUCCUCUUGGAGACUGAGAGAUUGAGCCCGCCUGUUAUAGGUGUGAUGCGCCGGGUUGAGCAGGAUAUAAUACUGAAGAUAGACACCUCGGCAGCGCGGCCGCAGCACCAGUCUCAGGUGAUCGUGCCUGCAGGAUGGGACGUAUGGCUUUAUUUUGUCAAUGCCUGCCGCGACUCAUCGGUCUACGAUCAGCCUUGUAAAUUUGUUCCAGAGAGAUUCAUGUCGUCCUUAGAUCCAGAUCCUGGUUUUGCUUUCGGUGCGGGUGGCAAGGAAUGUUUGGGCAAGGACCUUGCUCGGGAAUUGGCCGAGACAGUGGCGUUGGUAACCCUCGAGAAAGGAUUGGACCUCUCAGGCUCGAUCGAGGCAGAGGGCGUUCGUGGCUGGCUGGGAUGGGAUGAAGAUGUUUCCGCGGAUAUGAUAGCGAGGGAUCUAAAGCAGUUGCCUACCCAAAGACCAAGGCAGCCGAUCAAGAUCCGCAUAAGGCGCCUCUGGAAUUGA